UCUAUCUCCGCAACUACACAGCAGACAUCUUAAGGUGCUUUAUUAUUAAGGCAGAACAAGUGUUCUCGAUAUACUGCAAGUAUGAACACACAGAAUUACAUGGAAGGGUCUUUGCGCCCUUAUGUUUCUAGGUCCGAUUUCGAUCUGCACUACCCAAUCGCCUACCAGCCGGGCAUAGGAAUAAUUAACUCUUCGACUUCCCAGAGUCUCUCGCAAUCACUACCUUUGGUCCAGAUGCAACGAGGGGGCUCUUCGAGUACUGUGGGAGCUACCGGUUUUGCUGAUUCCAGAGUAGGGAUCCACGGAUUCGGCUCUAGAGUAAAAGCUCCUGCAAAUGCACCCAUUCUAUCUAAAGAACUAUACGGUAAAUCAGUCAGUGACUUGGAGUGGAACGAAUUUUUUGACAUAUCGAACUUGAAAUCUGUUUUGUUAACAUUGACAAAGCGUUUUAUUCGUGGUUGGUUCAAGUGUCUCAUUAGCCAACCAUUUGACGUUGUGCGUAUUUUGCUGCAAGUGGGAUCAUUCAGAAAAAACGAUUACCCUACGAUAAAGCCAAUAAGGCAAAUCAAUAAAAUCAUAACUGAAGAGGCUGUCGAUGAUACUGAACCACUUUCUUCUGAAUCGGAUAGUGAUGUGGAGGGCCGGGAUGCCUACUUUGUAAACGAAAGUCCCAGUAAGCUACGUGAUAGCAGGAUCGAACGCCUUCCAAGCAGGAGGGCUAGUGGUAACUCGAAGCAGGUUAGACUAGAAAAUGAACGCUCCAAGAGGGUAAAUGUUGUGAUCGAACCAGAGUCACUAAAUACAUUUGACAUGAUAAGCUCUCUAUUGGCCAAAGAGGGUCCAAGGGGUAUCUUGAAGGCUGUGAAUACUACAUUUUUGAUGAACACCGUACAAUACACAAUCGAGUCAUGGAUCACGGGGUUUAUCUCAGGAAUAGUUGGUAUUCCUGACCCACUAUUUGUGGAUAUGAUUCAUUCACCGAAUGCAAACUGGAGUUUGAUCUUAAGUAUUUUCAGCAAUGUUUUUGCAAGCCUCCUAUUGACCCAACUAAGUCUAAUACGCACAAGAUUUAUCGUUACAACUAGUUCAAGAGGGUGCCGUUCGUUCAAGGAAAUAAUAUGGAACAUUCCAAGGUUCCAUAUUUUUAAUGUUCCUAAAAGCUUGCUAAUACCUUCAAUUGUUACCCACUUCAUAAAAUCGUUCACCACACAUUACCCUGAAUAUUUGUUGACAACAAUGAAGAUAAACAAAUAUAAUAACCCAUACGUAUUCAAUAUGUUCUCAGUAAUUCUGAAAAUAAUUGGUCUGUUCAUGAGAUUGCCUUUUGAAACCUUGUUUGCCAGAGCUCAAGUUAACUAUCUUCUUACAAACAAAGACGAACUUCCGGAAGCCAUGCGUAUCGACAAGGAGGACAUGUGUAUUGAAUUUGGCGGUUAUUAUGGCUAUCUGUCGACAUUAUACUACAUAAUUGCUGGAUCAAGGCCACUGACAUAUGAAGGACAAUCCCUAGAGGUCGAUGUAGACGAUCUAGAGGAAAACAGAGGUAUCAAGGCUAUAUUUAGAGGUUGGAAAGUAGGGUUGCUCAGAUUAGUAUCCAGCUAUACUUUGAAUCUUCUACGUGAUGAUAGAUACAACAUUGUCGAAGAAAAAUUUUAGUUGUUGACAUUGUUUUAAUCUUUCUAAUUCUCAUUAGUAUAUGUAUAUAUAAUUUGAGCCUACUUUUUGGGGCUAUUGUAUUACUUCGACUUAAUGGACAAAUGUUAUAUUUUUUCGGAGGCUGAAAGGACUAUUUACAGAGCCGUUCAGUAGUAGUUUCAUUUCGUUAAAUGAUUCCGCUGCGCUAAAAUUACAGACAGAUCUAAAUUUACAUAUGGGGGAUAUUGUUUAUUUCUCUGCCAGCUGUUUGAUAAUGUCAGCAAACUGCAACGCUACUUUUCUUUUCAGCACUUCUUUGCUUGGCUCUUGCCCAUCAAAAUUAAAUUUACCCUUUUCCCAUAGUUCUACGAUUUCAUCUAAUCCCUUGACUAUAUAUUCAGUUAGGCCCUUGUUCAGAAACUUUCGCAAAUCAGAACCAUCAAUUAUAUCCUCAACACUUCUUCCA
Pichia membranifaciens NRRL Y-2026 is the source of this 2101-nucleotide messenger RNA. RefSeq lists its product as hypothetical. The transcript has a single exon. The coding region runs from base 82 to 1656 and encodes 524 amino acids. NCBI's taxonomy places the organism in Eukaryota, Fungi, Ascomycota, Pichiomycetes, Pichiales, Pichiaceae. The record is from RefSeq and is a predicted model, not a curated record.